ACUGGUUUAUGUAUGGUACUUUUAUUUAUUGUAGAUAAUUUAAUUGAAUAGAUUUCUAAAAUGAGUCAUAUCUACCUACUUACGUUUACCUACUUAUAUUUCGUUUAAUUGAAGACGAGCAGUGAAAUUAUCAGUGUCUGCUACUUUAAAAAUGUCUCACCCUCCGCCAAACCAGUAUGGCAUGCAUCCCCCUCCAGGACAACCUCCACCGGUUUAUCCUGCGUCAGGUUCAAUAUAUCCCAACCUUCCCCAUCCGCAAAACUUUGGGCCGCCACCGCCGUACCACUCGAACCCGCCACCGCAGCCAAUGGGCCACCCCAUACCGCAACCUCAGCAUCAUACAGGUCACCCAAUACCGCAAUAUCAUGCAGGUCAACCCAUACCGCAACCGCAAUAUCAUGCAGGUCAACCCAUACCCUACCCAUCGAGUGGAGUACCUCAAAUGCCAGUACCGGGUUUGCACCCGCAACACGGGUAUCUACCGCCACCUGGACUUGCAGGGCCGCUCGAUUCCCACCACCAAAAGAAACUUAAAAAGAAGGAAUUAAAGAAAAUGAUGAAAAUGGGAAUUCCGAUCGCGGGUGCGACCGCUGUUGGAGCUUAUGGUGUUUCGAAAAUGCACAAGCAUAAGAAGCACAAGCACAAGUCGAAGCAUAAGAGCAGCAGCAGCAGCAGUUCAAGUGAUUAAAAUUAAUUAUUCUUAUUACAUGGUUUAAAGUUGGGGUUAAAUGUAUAGGUUUUAUAUAUUAUCAUUGUAAUAUUAUGGAUUAUGAAUUGGUUAAAUAGGCUAAUCUUUCAAUAAAAAGUAGUCGGUUUUCUAGAGCCAGCA
This is a messenger RNA of Photinus pyralis (common eastern firefly), 829 nucleotides long. RefSeq names its product proline-rich protein 13-like. The transcript is spliced from 2 exons. The coding region runs from base 152 to 688 and encodes 178 amino acids. The record is from RefSeq and is a predicted model, not a curated record. NCBI's taxonomy places the organism in Eukaryota, Metazoa, Arthropoda, Insecta, Coleoptera, Lampyridae.